AGGAAUAGCGAAGGAGGAAUCGUCAAAAUGGCCGAAGUUGAUUUUGAUCCGCUACUUUCUCUGCUAAAAGCAAGCAGUAAAGAAGUUGUGGUACGUCUGAGCAAUGAAGCCUACCUGCUCCGGAGUAGCAAUCAAAUCCCUGGGGAUGUCGUGAAGAAAACUACUGAGGCUCUUGGUAUAGAUCAGAAAGAAUCUUACAAGUUGAUUCUCGCCCUCGGUGGUUUAAUCAAGAAAUCCUUGUUUCUUUCUUCAUCUGAACCUGGACCAGUGCUGGCUCUCUUCCCAGAUAACUUCCAUAAAAAUCUGAAGGAACUGCUCACCAAGGUAAUCUUGGACAACCUGAAUAACUGGAGAAACAGGGCCAUCUCAAGUCAAGUUUCCUUGCCCCGACUUCUUGACUUUGACUGGCGUGUUGAUACCAAGAUGUCAUCAGACGCCAUUGCUAGGAUGUCUAUCCCGACUUGUAUAUUACAAAUGCAGGUACAGGAUCCACCACUUGAGUUAGAGAGGCAGCAAGAGACUUCCACAUUAAAUGUAGAAUUGUCAAAAGAGACUAUUGAAACCAUGUUAGAUGGACUUGGAAAGAUAAGGGAUCAGUUGUCUUCUGUGACAAAGAAAUAAUGUGUUGGACGUUUAUCGAAGACAAUAUUGUAUCAAAGACAAUAAAUGGUGCUGAUUAAUGAACAAAUAAUCACUGUAUAUUUAUGGCUUAUUCAUGCACCACGCGUGGUCUGAUCAGCUGGAUGUCUGAGGCAAUACAGUCCAUACCAGCACAUCUAGUGCUGUGUCACUCUGGUAGAACAAGCAUUCAGAGUCCCACUUGACUGAAGCGAUGCCCAAUACAACUGGCAUGCUGAACGGCCAACAGGAUGAACUUCCAUGCCUUCAGGUUGUGACUUCGUCCUCGUAAGACCAAUGGUCACAACUGAUUCAUGCAGACUUAUUCCAGGCCUUCACUCCUCAAGAGAGCAUAGGCCGCCAACAACUCACUUCCCCCGUCGUCUUCUGUGCCUGGCGAUCCUCUCAAGUUCCUGCCCAGAGUGACCCAUGGUCUUUAUAUCAUUCUCGAGGGCUCAUCACCAGCUGCAUGGAGAAUUCAAACACAACAUGAAGACAGCAUUAUAAUGAUAAUAUACUUUGCUUUAUUUGAAAUACAAUAUCUGUAAAAUAUAGUCACAUUUCAUGUUAAACCUUAACCAUAGGGAAAUCUAUACACGAAUGACAAGCAAAAUCAUUCAACUUACAUGGGACAUGGUCCACAUAAACAAGGCAGUACAGGAGCAUACAGGGUGUUACAAAAUAUGUGGAUUAGUGAAAUUGUAGCAAUGCCAGUAAUUCUCAGCAAUUCUUAGCACAAUGUUGCGCACUUGUGUCAAUCUCUUGACUAAGUUCCUGUACAUGUAGUGCACAAAUAUACUUGUUUUAUACUACAGAACCAAUAACUAGUGACAAUAAGUCGUCAACCAAUAAAAGACAUUUGUUUCAAUACACAAGAGACUUGAAAUGCCACUUAUUGUUAAUGUGACAUUCAUAAUCAUGACUCGACGACAAAA
Lineus longissimus is the source of this 1553-nucleotide messenger RNA. RefSeq names its product COMM domain-containing protein 9-like. Bases 28 to 621 code for a protein of 197 amino acids. The record is from RefSeq and is a predicted model, not a curated record. The transcript is spliced from 6 exons. NCBI's taxonomy places the organism in Eukaryota, Metazoa, Nemertea, Pilidiophora, Heteronemertea, Lineidae.